This is a messenger RNA of Nicotiana tabacum (common tobacco), 1807 nucleotides long. Its product is annotated as putative UPF0481 protein At3g02645. NCBI's taxonomy places the organism in Eukaryota, Viridiplantae, Streptophyta, Magnoliopsida, Solanales, Solanaceae. The record is from RefSeq and is a predicted model, not a curated record.
CCCAUACUCCAAAAAGUCUAAAACCAAUUUCAAAAAUAACCAAAAAUGACUACAGAAUCUUUCAUUAAUAAUCCUGAAACUGAGAAACGUUGGCUAAUUCAGUGCACCAAAUCCUUCAAAUUAGACAAAGAAACAGCCAUUGAUUUCUCUCCAUAUAUUUGUCAAGUUCCCAAAACCAUUAAAGAAAGUAAAAUCCAAUCUUAUAUCCCUCAAAAAAUAGGCCUUGGACCAUACCAUUGUUUUCGUCCAGAGUUUUUUGUCACUGAAAGACACAAACUAACUAUAGCCAAAAAUUGCAUGGAUUUUUCCAAAGUCCAACAUUUGAUAACUGAGACAUUAAUAUUUUUUGAGCCAAUAAUUAGAGCACAGUAUGAUAAGUUCUUGGAUAUUGAUACUCAUGCACUAUGUUGGAUAUUGACCAUUGAUUCUCUCUACUUGCUUCACUUCUUAAAUAGUUAUAUACCAUAUCAAGAAAUAGAUUCUGAAGGUCGAAGCUUGGCACAAGAAAAAGAAAUAGAUUCUGAACGUCGAAGCUUGGCUCAAGACAUCAUAAUGCUUGAGAAUCAAAUCCCAUGUGUAGUUCUCAUUGAAAUCCAAAUGGCUCUCAAUCAACCUUACUCAAAGCUAUUUAAAGAUUUGUUCUUCAAUUUCUGCAAAGCACACUCUCCUCUCCAACUUUCGGAGAAAAGGAAGUUUCGCAGUUUCAAGUUUUGCAAGGCUCUCUCUCCUCAUUUGCUGGCUUAUAUGCAUCAAUUGAUCGUCAAUAAUCGCGCGAUUAUUGAAGAGGAGGGAGAAGAAUAUGAUGAUUCAAAAUGUUAUUUUGAUGGGUAUAAUAGGUCUUUUGAAGAUCAUAUUGUUGUGAAAGUAGUGAAAAAUAUUGCUGGUAUUAUUCCAGGAGGUGACAUUGUUGAGAAACCAAUGAGUUUGAUGUCCCAAUUGCCAUGGGACCAUAUCACUGGACUAAUAACAAAGGAAGAUGAAAACAAACCGCAAAUUGAAGAGAUUGAAAUACCAUCAGUCACAGAACUUGAAGAAAUAGCCAAGGUAAAAUUCAAGCUCACGGAAGGAGGCAUAAGGGAUAUAAAAUUUGUAGAAGAAGGAAGCGAACACACAUUUUAUCUUCCUCAAAUCACACUUAAUUCCGAUACAGAAGUAAUAUUAAGAAACUUAGUAGCAUACGAAGCAGCUACUGCUAGUCCAGAAUCAUCCCUCGAGCUAGCUGAAUAUGUUGACUUCAUGUGUGGAAUUGUUGAUACCACAAAAGAUGUUAAUAUUCUCAAAAAAGCUAAUAUUAUUAAAGAUGGAAGUUCUCUAAAUGAUGAGGAAAUUGCUGAAUUAUUCAAUGGGAUAACUAAAACAAGUGGGAAAUUCAACAAGAAGAAGUCGGAUUUAGAGAAGGCUAUUGAAACAGUGAAUGAGAAAUUUGAUAAUACAUUAAGGGUGAAGACUUAUAGGUUUAUCAAGAAGUAUAUUUAUACUUCUUGGAAGUUUUUAACGUUGUUUUCUACUGUACUGCUUAUUUUACUGAUUUGUUUGCAAGUGUUUUGCCAAGUUUAUGGCUGCAGCAACCGGUGGUUUCGUACUUCUUCUUGAUCAUUUCACUUUCGUUUUUUUUUGUGUGUGUGUGUGUUUUGGUUUGUUGUUUCGACUGAUCAGAAGGAGAUGAUGCUUGUAAUUUUCUGUUUCCUGUCUUUGGCUUGUAUAAUUAGAGGCGGAGCUAGGAUUUGAAGUUUAUGGGUUCUGAAUUUUCCACGGAACUCAUAACUCGUCUUAGUUAUUGGGUUCGCAAUUAAAUAUUUAUACAUAA